GGCGGGCCGGCAAAGUUGCGAGGCGCUGAGGCGGGCGGCGGCACCGGCGGCGGAUCGGGCACGGCGGCACCAUGGACGACCUGGAUGCCUUACUGGCAGACCUGGAAUCCACCACCUCUCACAUCUCCAAACGGCCAGUGUUUCUAACAGAGGAAACGCCUUACUCCUAUCCAACUGGAAACCACACGUACCAGGAGAUUGCUGUCCCACCUCCAGUGCCCCCACCACCUUCCAAUGAGGCCCUGAAUGGCACUGUGAUUGACCCCUUAGACCAGUGGCAACCCAACACAUCCAGAUACGUUCACCAGCAACCUCAGUCCCAGUCUCCUAUAUACAGCUCUAGUGCCAAAAGCUCCAGUGCCUCUGGUCCUAAGGACGGGCUCAGCUCUCCUUCUCCCCGUGCCAGUGAAGAGGAACACGUCUACAGUUUCCCAAACAAGCAGAAGUCUGCAGAGCCAUCUCCCACGAUGACCAGUUCGUCUCUGGGCAGCAACCUCUCAGAACUGGACAGACUUCUUCUGGAACUGAAUGCUGUUCAGCAUAGUCCUGCCAGUGGCUUCCCAGCAGAUGAAGCCAGCAGAAGCCCAUCGCUGCCCAGUGUGACUGGACCUCAUUAUGUUGUCCCAGAGAGCAGCAGCUCUGUGGGAGGGAAGGCUGCUCCCCCUACAAAAGAAAAGCCAAAGCGAAACGGUGCCCGUGGGGUCGAAGAUGUGCGUCCUAGCGUGGAGAGCCUGCUGGAUGAGCUGGAGAGUUCUGUGCCAAGUCCUGUCCCUGCAAUCACUGUGAGCCAAGGUGAGGUGAGCAGCCCUCAGCGGGUCACCGCCAGUCAGCAGCAGACCCGGAUAUCUGCUUCUUCAGCUACACGAGAACUGGAUGAGCUGAUGGCAUCUCUCUCUGACUUCAAGUUCAUGGCUCAGGGCAAAGUCGGGAGCAGCUCCCCUCCAUCCACAACCUCCAAGCCUGGCAGCCAGCUGGAUACCAUGCUAGGAAGUCUCCAGUCUGACCUGAACAAGCUGGGUGUAGCUACAGUUGCCAAAGGUGUCUGUGGAGCCUGCAAGAAGCCUAUUGCUGGGCAGGUAGUUACAGCCAUGGGGAAAACUUGGCACCCUGAGCACUUCGUCUGCACCCACUGCCAGGAGGAGAUUGGGUCCCGGAACUUCUUUGAGCGCGACGGUCAGCCCUACUGCGAGAAGGACUACCACAACCUCUUCUCCCCGCGCUGCUACUACUGCAACGGGCCGAUCCUCGACAAAGUGGUGACGGCCUUGGACAGGACAUGGCACCCUGAACACUUUUUCUGUGCCCAGUGUGGAGCUUUCUUUGGACCUGAAGGCUUUCAUGAGAAGGAUGGCAAAGCUUAUUGCCGCAAAGACUACUUUGAUAUGUUUGCUCCCAAGUGUGGAGGCUGUGCCCGGGCUAUCCUGGAAAACUACAUCUCUGCCUUGAACACCCUGUGGCACCCUGAAUGUUUUGUCUGUCGGGAAUGUUUCACUCCAUUCAUCAACGGCAGCUUCUUUGAGCACGAUGGGCAGCCUUACUGCGAGGUGCAUUACCACGAGCGCCGCGGCUCGCUCUGCUCCGGUUGCCAGAAGCCUAUCACAGGACGCUGCAUCACUGCUAUGGGCAAGAAAUUUCACCCCGAACACUUUGUCUGUGCCUUCUGCCUCAAGCAGCUCAACAAAGGAACCUUCAAAGAACAGAACGACAAGCCCUACUGCCAGAACUGCUUCCUCAAGCUCUUCUGUUAGAGGCGUCGUAGACGGGCGCUAAGCAUCUUUCUGCCACCCCUUGGCAGUUCUCUCUCUCUGAACAUUACUGUGAUUUAGAAACCUUACCAGGCGGGGGGAGGAGGGUGGGGUGGGGUGGGAGUGCUCUCUGCUGCUACGGAGAGGCAGCAGAUCCAGAGAUGAGAUGGACCAUUAAACUGGAAAUGCCCUUGCUGUGUCUGAGAAGAGAGAGGCGAGUCCCCUCAUUACGGUGUGGCGUGGGUGUCUCUGUGUGUGACUGACAGCUGAGCUGAGCUCGCAGGCUCCAGCAGGGAGAUCCUACCCAACCCCCUCCUGGCAGAAGGAGCCUUUGCCAGUUCGUUUCAGUCUGUGUCAGUUCCUUGAGCAAAUCGUGACACUUGCAGACAACACAGCCCUCUGCUUUGACACUUCUUUCUCAGGCUUUUGUCUGCAUGCCUGCAGCCUGAGCAGUAACACAGUGAGGGCACCCUGUGAUCUCAAUGCCACCCUGGCUCUGCUCGCUGGAGCCACGUGGCACGUGUGACUUGCUGAGAUCAGAGCAUCAGCACAGGCAGCCGGGGCCCUGCAAGGGUCUCUCCAGUUCCAUUACACUGUAAGGAGAUGAUACCACUUACUUUUUCUUUUCUCUUUUUUUUUUUUAAGGAAUCAAGGUGUUACUGUGUGGGGUGCUUUGUUUUUUGGUUUCUGCCCCCCCUAGUUUAUUCCCUGCCUUUUCUCAGCACACUGGAGCAGGAGGUGGAAGCCCUGGCCACACCUCAGCAGUGAUGUGCACUCCUGUGGGUGACACGCUGUGCCAGGCACCUGUCAGCAGCCAAGCUGCUGGGGGCAUCUGCUGCUCCUGGGAGCAGGGAAGAGGCAUCCUCCCUCCUUCUAGAAGCAGGUGCAGAAUGGUUUGAGCACAGCCUUUUUCCAUCCAUCCCUGCCAGGAGAGGGUGUGACUUGUGUGUGUUUGUUGGGCCUGGAACUGCCACAAAAGCAGGGAAAGUGGAGAGGUUUAAGAACCCAGGGAAAGAAAAAAUCCAAGCUUUAUAUCCUUUUUUUUCUUCCUCUCUUUGCUAAUGACACCUGUGAGCCCCAUGGUAUUUCCCCUUUCUGUGCUCUUGUUAACAUGUUCUACUGAGAGAUGCUAAAGCAAUAACCUUUUAUAUUGACUGUUACUGGUCUAACAAGUCCCUCGGGUCAGGUGUGUGAGACACACUUGGGAGUUCUCCUAUCAAAGUGAAUACUGUAUCCUGCCUUUGAUAAGAACUGUAGAUUUCUACACUGAUUUUUUUUUUUUUUAAAUUCAUAUCUGAUUUACUUUUAAUCCUCUUAUACAGAAAUUGGUUUUGAAGUGAUUUUAAGAAAGCAACUUUUAUAUCAAGCUGUGCUAUUCUAGGCAGUCUGCCAGUUGUGCUGGUUUACUGCAUCUGUAACCUCAACGCUUUGUUAAGCCUAACUAACAUUGAUUAUUUUCUUUUUGUGGUGGGUUGGGAGGGGCUGCAAUCUAUGGGGAAGGGAAUGUGACUGGGUUUUUUUUUCCCUAGCACAGGCAGGUGAACUGUGAAUAGCUUUUUUUGUCCUUUCUUUGUUUUUUUUUCUUUCCUUUCCCUCCUCUGGGUCACCUGAAAGUGUGUUGUUUUGGUUUCUCUUGUAACCUGUAAACUGCUGUAUUUGAGUCACCUGCCGUUCUCCCAAAGCCCAGCUUCCAGGAUGCUAUAGAGAGUCUUAAAAUAUGAUGCUGCAGGGGCAGAAGAGCUCAGACCUUUGCCCUCAGUUUCCUGUCUUCACCUAUAUGAAACCAGAAUAGGGUUAAAUGGAGGAGAGAUUCUUUUUCUCCUGUGGAAGAAAGGCCUUAACUAAGGAGAGGAAAGCGGGGGAGACACUCUGUUCCUGGCUAGCUGUGUAACUUUUGGGCCAGUGACUAAACCUUACCGUGCCUCAGUUUCCCCAUCUGUAAAAUGGGGGCAGUUCAGCCUGGAUUUGUGAGGUUAUUGUGAGGCUUAAUUCACAUUUGCUAAAGCACUUUGAGGCCUGGAGGGUGCUAUGGGAGGUGAGGUAUGACAUCAAAACAUCUGACAACAUUCUGUGUUAUCAGCCAAAGCAGCUCCAGGAGUGGUGCUUGGAAUCACUUCUCCAGAGUGAUACAGCAAUAUCACCACUGACAUCUGGUUGUGCUUUUCAGCUUGGCAGGUGCCUUAGGGGCCUGGGGGCACCUGUGUCAGAAACCAGCCCAAACGUAGGCUGGAAUCUGUGGGUUACUGUCCCGUCUGACCUCACCACAUUGCUUCGCCACCACGCUUAGGUCACUGCAACUUUUUCACCUGUUUCCCUGUACAAAUGAACCUCAGUUUGCAGUUGUGAGAGGGAAGGGAGCUGUGGAAGCACUAGAGCUAAAGCUGUGUCAAGCUGGGCUGAGCACAGCUCUUGGAGAGGUUGUGAGGCAAGGAACCAUGUGUUUGUCUUUCCAUCUUUGACAGCAGUUUGACUAAAAGUGGACAUUUCUGAGAACAGGUCAACUUCUUACUGCUAAGAGAACAAAAAGUCGUUGCAUUAGAAGUGCCAGAGAGGGCUGAGAAGGUGUCUCUGGCACUACCACUUUGUUGUGUGACAGCUGCAAACUGUGUAAUCAUGUGCCUCUGUCUCCCUGUCCAGGGAGUCUUUAACCUACCUCGCUACUAGCUGAGGCUUGUGUAAGUGACACUUCAGGAAGGCAUGGAAAACUCUGGGUGCAGGGUGCCAUGGAAGGUGCUGGUAGUGCACAGCACCACAGGGGAGGCUUCUCUAUUCUUGGAGCUUAACCAAGAUUGUUAAACAUUUACCUCCUGAGCAAAGUGUUGAGUGUGUCCUGGGUUUAGCUGCUCUCUGACAUGCUGAGAUGCGACAUGGAUGCUACUCUGCCAAAUAAUGACUUUUGGUAACUGCUGCCACAGUAGGUGCCCUAAAUGCCUAUUACUUGAUAACAAAUGGGAUUUUAGGGUAGCACAACCACGCUACGGGGUGAGAGGCGAGAGGGUGGUGUGGGGGGAGAGACAGGGUGUGAGAGGCUGGUGCUGGAGCAGGGACCGGUGCAGUGGGCUGCUCCUGGGGAGAUUCUGUCUAAAGGUCUGUCCCCAGACGAAAUGCUAUCCCGGGGCAAGGUCAGUCCCACCGCGUCGGGGCUGAGCUGUGGGGGAUGCUCCGCUGGGUCGACAGUUAUUUGAUUUCUCCUUGUAAACUUCUAACUCCGCUUUCUUGUGCCAUUUGCGAUUCCUGCAGUUACGCUAAUAAAGUUUUUACCGUUAUUCUCA
Pogoniulus pusillus (Red-fronted tinkerbird) is the source of this 5017-nucleotide messenger RNA. It is a transcript of the gene PXN, whose product is annotated as paxillin. NCBI's taxonomy places the organism in Eukaryota, Metazoa, Chordata, Aves, Piciformes, Lybiidae. Bases 72 to 1748 code for a protein of 558 amino acids. Gene Ontology annotation, biological process: endothelial cell migration; transforming growth factor beta receptor signaling pathway; substrate adhesion-dependent cell spreading. The transcript has 11 exons. The record is from RefSeq and is a predicted model, not a curated record.